CAGCUCUACAGCCGGUUUGUGGGGUCGCGUUAACGUCGGCUCAGCGUCGCACACAGGAAGGCUCUGUUUCCGGUCUUGUUGAGCCGCAGGGAAAUGGGAGUGCGCCCAAAGAGUACCUUUGCCCGGGUGGAUCAUAUUGGGACGGCAGCCUUCGGCGCGCAAUUGCAACAUUCGGGCCGCCCACAACGCACGACUGGUUGACGCCCACAACGCAGCAUUCGGAAGAACCGGGACGCAAAAAUGAUCCCGAAGAUCCUCCUACGAAAGAACCGCAGCGCGAGCCUGUGCCGCCGGGCUGGGAUAGUGGCGGACUUUGUUUCGGAUGUGGAAGCCAAGAAGAGUUCGAACAACGUCUAAAGGACAAUGAUCGGAUGAGCUGGCACCUGUAUCCUGAGUAAAAACGUACCCACACCAGAGUCAGGAUGGGGAUUUUGCAACACAAACCUAUGAGUUUUGUGAGUCACGCAUAACAAGUUGCAGGCUGUAUUGUAGUGCAGUUUAGCAAGGGAAGCCGCAUAACAAAUCCACCUCCACCUCAUCCUGUUCACAGCAUCACAAAUUCCAAAACACGAUUGGAAAUGGCUCUCAUGGGGAUGCGCAUUACAAGUCUUCCUGUCUUUGCAAAUCUGCAUUACAACUCUGGCGUGGGGGCGUUUUUAUUCAGGAUAAGCUGCCCAUCAUGUUCGUGGAAAAAAAACCCCGUACGUCGGACGGGUGGUCCGUGGUGGAUGGGCCAAGCUUUAAGUACAAGCCGUCGAAUAUGGAUGAUGUGUCAGAGUUGAAAUCGACAAAGUUGAAAUAAUUUGUCAUGCAUAAAAUGGAUGCCAGUUGGAACCCAGUUUCUAAGUGGCGCAUGACAAAUUUUGGUGGUCCCUAAAGCCAGUUUGUGAUGCUGUUUAGGCAAAGAAGAGCGAUUUUCUCAUGCUACUUUAGCAGCUCGAGCUGUAACCCCAAACAGGCUUACAAUCGGCCUCACUUGCCUGCUCUGCAACGCACGCACCUCGGGUCAUGCAUUUUAUGCAUUACAAAUUAUUUCAACUUUGACGAUUUCAAACCUGACGCUUCCAUAUCGAGCAAGUGGAUGAAACACGCGAUCGCCCAGGCCACUAAAUUCUGGUCCAAAACCCCUCCGGGGCCUUUCGAGCAUUGGGUUGGACCCCUUAAGAUUGAAAACACGAACACGCACGAUAGUCGCGUGAAAUACGUCAUGAUUUACCGCUACCCCCUGAAGCAGAUCCAGGGGGCGGAGAAAGCACCAUCCUCGGCGAAAGCGUUGAAGUGGAUCAUAGAUCAUCAAAUGCCGGACGUAUGGUGAGCAAAAACGUCUCCACUCCAGAGUCAAGGUGGCACAGCGGCUAGACAAAUCGCUAGGCUUUGGCUGUUGCGCAUGACAAGUUCGUUCUUUGGGCCCGCAAUGUACUAGUCGCGUUUAGCUAGUGCAGCUGCGUGGUCACAGAUCAAGCCUACUAUGUGGAUUUGCAUUUGAGCAUGAUUGAUGACACAUCGCAAAACACCAAUAGAGACUGCCUCUCCUCGCGGGUCUUCGUAUGAGAAACAUUUUCAGCAUGCAGAAGGGCGUUACAAGAACUCUGGGAUGGGGACGCUUUUGCAAACAAUAGGCCGUGAAAAAAAUGACCGUGUCGCACGAGCUGGUCGAUAGCCACUACCAAACAGCUUUGCUUACCGAUAGCGUUCCCGAGUACCAGUGA
Amoebophrya sp. A120 is the source of this 1709-nucleotide messenger RNA. Lineage: Eukaryota; Dinophyceae; Syndiniales; Amoebophryaceae. The record is from the annotation of a GenBank genome assembly.